This is a messenger RNA of Paracoccidioides brasiliensis Pb18, 1173 nucleotides long. RefSeq lists its product as uncharacterized. Gene Ontology annotation, cellular component: membrane; trans-Golgi network. The coding region runs from base 1 to 1173 and encodes 390 amino acids. The transcript has 5 exons. The record is from RefSeq and is a predicted model, not a curated record. Gene Ontology annotation, biological process: endoplasmic reticulum to Golgi vesicle-mediated transport.
AUGGCCAGCCGUUCUGGCGGUGGAGGAGGAACUGGAAGCACUAGCACAGGAAGUCCAUUUGUCAUCGAGCACGACGAUGAAUCAGUAGUAGAUAAUGACCUUUUAGAAGAGGAUGAAUCCAUCGAAGCGGACGACCCCCUCCACAACGAUCACACCACCACAACCGACCGCGCCCCUCUAACCGGCAACAUCGGCUCAAACUCGUCCUCCUCCGCCCGCCCCAACAUUACCAGUUCAUACCUCACCUCCUCCAUCCCGGGCGAAGACAGGCGCGCUCCGCAAAAUACCAUUGACGAGACCGUCUGGGCAACGCUAUCACGCGACCUGCUAGCCGUCUGGGAGAAGAUGCGACAAGUGCUGUGGCCCAAGUAUCUGCUUGGUGGCAUGUUAACGCGCGGGGGAGGGAUAGGAGCGGCGGAGCGCGGGGAGGCGACGGGCUUUGGCAAUGGGCGUGGUGGCGGGAUUAGGGGGUUGGUGGGACGGUGGCCGGAUGCGGAUGUUGUACUACAGGCGGGUAUGAGUGAGGGGUUAAGGGAUUGGGAUCUUUGGGGUCCAUUGAUUUUCUGUCUGCUGCUCAGUAUGUUUCUGUCCAUGCGGGCGCAGGGUGACCAGGCGAGUCUGGUCUUUUCGGGCGUCUUUUGCAUAGUGUGGAUUGGUGAGGCGGUGGUGACAAUGCAAAUUAAGUUGCUGGGAGGGAACAUCUCCUUCUUUCAAUCCGUCUGCAUAAUCGGCUACACACUUUUCCCCCUCGUCAUUGCCUCCAUCCUCAGCGCCUUUGGUUUACCUGUCAUAGCUCGCAUCCCGGUCUACCUCGUCUUGAUAUCCUGGUCACUGGCUGCGGGAAUAUAUGAAACCACUGAAUGCCCCCAUAACAAAGAACUUGAAUGGUUGAUGGAAGAGGAAGAAGAGGAAAACGGGGUACCUUGUAAUUCAACAACUCCCUUAUCUUCUCUCAACCUUUUCCUCAUGUUAUAUACGGAAUACGGUACCUCCAAGCUUACCCCUGACAGUUGCAGUUUGAGUAGAUUUGCCUCCCAGAGUCUUAUUCUCCUGGUCCAACAGGAUAGCAGUAAAGCAAUAGCUUCUUUCGGUAUUUCUAGAGAACUGAUCAUUUCUGGAACCAAAACAAUCGUUGGGAUGCUCGAAAAUCCACCGAUUCAUCGUAGGCGGUAA